AUGUUUUUGACUCUGGCUUCGGGUCUUGUCCUGAGUGGCUUGGUACUCGCUCAGAUCCAAGGGGAAACUACUGGCCUCCUACCAACCGAACCAUCCAACGUGCCUUUGGGAACUCGCUAUGUCGUUGAGUUCUCAGAAGCUGGCUCAGCAAAGUUCCGGACCCGCGAUGGAUCCAUGAACACGGACGGCUUUUAUCAGAGUGUCGCUCAAGAGACAAACAUCACCACAAAGCCAGCGCUCAACUUUACCUCUAGUAUCUUUCACGGUGCCUCCUUCGAUCUCGCUAACGAGAGCACCGCGGCAGACCUUGAAGAGAUCAAGGCUUUGCCCGGAGUCGUCAAUAUCUGGCCUGUUGCAACUGUUUACGCCAGUCCCCAGAUUGAGUCCACUGGGGUGGCGAACUUCAGCCAGUGGAGCCCGCACGUUCUAACCAGAGUGAACGAAGCCCAUUCGCUAGGCUACGACGGCGAGGGUAUCAUCAUAGCCGUUGUAGACAGUGGCAUUGAUUACCUUCAUCCCUCUCUGGGCGGUGGUUUUGGCGAGGGUUUCAAGGUCCAGUCCGGUUGGGACUUUGUUGGUGACAACUAUACGAUCAGCUCGCCGGAUGUCCUUUUCCCAGACGAUGACCCUAUUGACUGUCUUGGUCAUGGAACCCACGUAGCCGGUAUCGCCGCUAGUUCGAAUAACAAUUUGCCAGGCGUGGCACCUAGCGCUACCCUGCGAGCAUACAAAGUUUUUGGAUGCUCUGAUGGCACGACUGAAGACGUCAUCGCUUUGGCAUUCAUUAGGGCUUUCGAAGAUGGGGCGGAUAUCAUUACUGCCUCGCUCGGUUCAAGCCAAGGUUUCCCCGAAGUUCUCUCCGCCUUGGUGGUCACUAGGAUUGCUAGCCAAGGUACUUUUACGUCAGUUGCGGCGGGAAACUCCGGAGCACGUGGUCCAUUCUACUCCAGCAGUCUCGGUAACGGGUACGGUGGUCUUGCAGUCGGCAGCGUUCAGUCAACACAGGAAGUUGCUUACUCCGUCGUGGCCAAGUCGACGAGUGGUGAUUCGAGGACGAUUGUAUACCUGGACGCUUCUGCCAACAACUGGAACUUGACCGGAGUGUUCCCUGCCCACAUACCCGCGAAUCCUCCAGACAUAUGUUCCCUUGAGGUGCCGUGGGAUGGAGCUCUCCCAGUUGACACGAUUGCUGUGCUGCCUCGUGGCCGUGCAGGCCUUUGUGGUUCCGGCGGUACCUGGCAAAUUAUGGACUCUGCUCUCAUCGACAAGGCGACAUGGGUCUUCCUAUAUAACUGGGAGAAUAAGACAUACGAAAGGCCAUCUCGGGUUCUCUACAGGGAUGGUCAGCCUGUGGGUUUCGCGUCGAUAAACUAUGAUGAUGGAAUUUGGCUGAACAAUCAAUCCCUUUCUGGCGAGAAUGUGACAUUCGAGCUCAAAUAUGAUCCGACAGCUGCUGUCGGCGUUGACUAUUUCACGAACAUGAUUAAUGAUUUCAGCUCUUGGGGACCAACAUUGGAUAUGAGACUAAAGCCCGAGAUAUCUGCACCUGGCAGCUGGGCAGUGCUCUCCGGCACUAGCAUGGCAACACCGUAUCUUGCUGGCGUCGCCGCCCUCUACUACCAAUCCACUGGUGGAAGAUCCACCCUGGACUCUAAUCCGGCUCAAGUGGCGCACACUCGCCUUGUUUCGAGUGGUUCCUCUGUCCUUCACCAUAACGGCAGCACAACUCUCCAGGCGCAUGUUGGACAAGCUGGUGCUGGACUCAUUGAUGCUUUGAAGGUGGUUUCAUACAACACUUCGAUCUCGCCGGCGAAUAUCCACCUCAAUGACACAGACCACUUCACCGGUGAGCAUACCAUCACUAUCACCAAUAGCGGUCCUGGACCAGUCACCUACUCCAUCGGCCACGAAUCUGGCCCCGCCAGUAUGACCAUGAAUCCUGUUAACUGGGUGGGCCAAGACCCCAUCCUGAAGACGGAAUUCGGCCAAGCUAUUGCAAACUUGUCGGUUUCAGAGCUCACGGUUCCUGCUAGGGGCAAAGCCAGCUUUGAUGUGGUCUUCACUGCCCCUACCGACAUUGAUGCUUCGCUACUGCCAAUCUACGGUGGUUUCAUUCAUAUCGUAGGUGACAACGGUGAGGCUCUGAAAGCAACUUAUCUGGGUGUGUAUGGAUCGCUGUAUAACGCGAAAACAUGGGAGCUUGAGCGUGGCGUACCAGUUUUUUUUGGUGCCGGUGGCUAUGGCGAUACUUUCGAAGAUGGCCGUGUCUUUGACUUGAGUCAAGCAACUCCCGAGGUGUAUUAUAACCUACUCUGGGCUACUCGCGAGCACAGCUUUGAUCUUGUCGCAUCAGAAUGGAAUGAGUCCGACUGGGCUUACCCCCAAGUCGCAGGAAAGAACAACUGGUUUGGCUCGCUCCAAUUCUAUGAUGCUUUGAACGAAAUCUAUUAUCCAUACCCUUUCAAGUACUACCCUCGGACUUUGACCACCUUCCAAGGCGCCAUCAGCAGCAACUACAGUGACGGGACCCCAAUACUCAAUGGCAAGUACCGUAUUCUGGGCCGGGCACUCAAGACCUAUGGCGAGAGCGGAAACCCCCAAGACUGGCAAUUCAGGCUCUCUAACUGGUUCAUCGUUGGGAAUAACAACACCACUAACGCAACCACAUCUGCUCUACUUAAUUCGCGCUUGGAGGCAGCAUCCUCCUGA
Messenger RNA from Diaporthe amygdali, 2709 nucleotides. Its product is annotated as subtilisin-like protease. The record is from RefSeq and is a predicted model, not a curated record. The transcript is spliced from 10 exons. NCBI's taxonomy places the organism in Eukaryota, Fungi, Ascomycota, Sordariomycetes, Diaporthales, Diaporthaceae. Bases 1 to 2709 code for a protein of 902 amino acids. Gene Ontology annotation, biological process: proteolysis. Gene Ontology annotation, molecular function: serine-type endopeptidase activity; tripeptidyl-peptidase activity. Gene Ontology annotation, cellular component: cell wall; membrane; cytosol.